AUGUUCCAAGGCCGCAGGUUGCCAUUGCUAGGCGACUCGCAAAACUCAAAACGUCACCGUUUUCCCUUGGCAUUAUUAUUAUUAUUAUUAUUUAAUUUUUUAAUUAAUUAAUUCAGUGGCACCGCAAAAUAAAAAUCCUGCUUCCUGCGGGUUAGAGUGCGAACAGCCAACACCAAAAAUGGUGAAGAAAGCUAAGAAACGCUCCCCAGCUUCUUCUUCAGUCUCAUCUCCUGCUACAAACCCUAAUACAAUGACCAAAGAGAAGAUGGCGUUGAGAGUAACAUCAACGGAGAGGAUGGUGCUGAGGGUAAGAUCAACCGAGAAGAUUAAGAGGGCGGUCAUGGAGAGCAGAGUUAGUGAGAAAGAGAAGAAACCUAGAUCAGGAAAUAAGGCCAAAGCGAAGACGAAGAAGAGAUCCCAGAGAGUAGACUCCAAGAAACCAAAGAAACCGCCCACUGCGUUCUUCUACUUCUUGGAGGAUUUUCGCAAGGAGUUUCAGGAACAGAAUCCAGAUGUCAAGUCAAUGCGUGAUAUUGGCAAGGCAUGUGGAGAGAAAUGGAAAACAAUGACAUAUGAGGAAAAGGUUCAAUACUACGAUAUAGCUACUGAAAAGAGAGCAGAGUUUGAUAGAGCCAUGGCAGAUUAUAUCAAGAGACAGGUAAACUUGUUUUGGUGUUCUUCAUGGUUGGGAACCUGGUUGUCAGCUGAGUUCCGGAAUGUGGAAUGGUUGACAUGGAAAAUAAUGCUUUAUUUCAUUUUAUAAGAAAUAAUAUUUUUGUUGCAGGAAAGUGGAGAGGAUGAAGAAAUUGAGGACUCGGAAGCUUACGAGUAGGCCGGUAAAUUAUCUCAUCUGGAAAAAACUAUGCUUCACUGGCAUUGAGACACAAUUGGGCGACAAAUUGUACAUUUUUUCAUGGGCAAUUGUUAACCUUUUAGUUUAGAUUAGCUGCAUCUGUAUCAUUUUGUGUAAAUCACCUCUUGGAAAAUUGUCUUUUCUGUGACAAGUAAAUUAGCAAUGUAGAUUUAACAUUUUGUUUAUUUACAUGAACUCCGUUUUUGGUUGCA
This is a messenger RNA of Vitis vinifera (wine grape), 1065 nucleotides long. RefSeq names its product high mobility group B protein 14. The record is from RefSeq and is a predicted model, not a curated record. Lineage: Eukaryota; Viridiplantae; Streptophyta; Magnoliopsida; Vitales; Vitaceae. The coding region runs from base 179 to 763 and encodes 194 amino acids. The transcript has 5 exons.